This is a messenger RNA of Choloepus didactylus (southern two-toed sloth), 2800 nucleotides long. It is a transcript of the gene LRRC59, whose product is annotated as leucine rich repeat containing 59. NCBI's taxonomy places the organism in Eukaryota, Metazoa, Chordata, Mammalia, Pilosa, Megalonychidae. Gene Ontology annotation, molecular function: protein binding. The record is from RefSeq and is a predicted model, not a curated record. Bases 223 to 1143 code for a protein of 306 amino acids. The transcript has 7 exons.
AUACGGAAGUGGUCGUCAUCGCGGCGGCACCGGUGGGAUCUGGGCGCGGGGCUCGGAGUGCGGCCGGCGAGCCGGCGGACGGACGGUGGAGGCCUUGCACCCGGCGGCGGCGGCGUUGUCGGUUGGGUGCGAGUGCGAGUCCGCUGAACAGGCGAGCGGCCUCUCAGUCCUUUUUCUUAUUCGUAGAGUCCGGGAGUCGGGGCCCGCUCAGCCGGCGUCACCAUGACCAAGGCCGGCAGCAGGGGCGGGAGCCUCCGCGACAAGCUGGACGGCAAUGAACUGGACCUGAGCCUCGGCGAUCUGAACGAGGUCCCCGUAAAGGAGCUGGCUGCCCUCCCAAAGGCCACCAUACUGGACCUGUCUUGCAAUAAACUGACCACUCUGCCGUCGGAUUUCUGUGGCCUCACACACCUGGUGAAGUUGGACCUGAGUAAGAACAAACUGCAGCAGCUGCCAGCGGACUUUGGCCGACUGGUCAACCUCCAGCACUUGGAUCUCCUCAACAACAGGCUGGUCACCCUGCCUGUCAGCUUUGCUCAGCUCAAGAGCCUGAAGUGGCUGGACUUGAAGGAUAACCCCCUGGAUCCUGCGCUGGCCAAAGUGGCAGGUGACUGCUUGGAUGAGAAGCAGUGUAAGCAAUGUGCAAACAAGGUAUUACAGCACAUGAAGGCUGUGCAGGCCGACCAGGAGCGAGAGAAGCAGCGGCGGCUGGAAGUGGAACGAGAGGCAGAGAAGAAACGGGAGGCUAAGCAGCGAGCCAAGGAAGCUCAGGAACGGGAACUGCGGAAGCGGGAGAAGGCAGAAGAGAAGGAGCGUCGGAGAAAGGAGUAUGAUGCCCUCAAAGCAGCCAAGCGGGAACAGGAAAAGAAACCCAAGAAGGAAACAAAUCAGGCCCCAAAAUCUAAGUCUGGCUCCCGUCCCCGCAAGCCACCACCCCGAAAACACACUCGGUCCUGGGCCAUGCUGAAGCUGCUGCUGUUGCUGCUGGUCUGUGUGGCGGGCGGGCUGGUGGCUUGUCGGCUAACAGAGCUGCGGCAGCAGCCCCUCUGCACCAGCGUGAAUGCCCUCUAUGACAAUGCCAUCCAGGGUCUGCGCAGCCACGAGAUCCUCCAGUGGGUCCUCCAGGCCGAUUCUCAGCAGUGAGCUUUGUCCUCAACACCUGCUGCCUCCCCAGCCUUGGAGCUUGGAUUCCUAUGGAAUUGGGUUCUGCUGGACACAACCUCUUUUUAGCGUCAGACCUACCUGCCAUCACUAAAUGGCUGCUGAUUGAUACCUGAGACCUCCCCUUUGUAGAACUUCUUUGUUCCUUAGUCAGCGUUCCUUGGUGGAAUAAGGAAAAAUGGGAGGUUGGGGGGACAGUUAGCUGCAUGCCUAAAAGAGUAGGCUUGGGGGUGAGGAGAGGAAAAAACAGCCUUUUCUACUUGUCACACAAAGCUAUGUAAAGGCAAGGCUCGUUUCUGCUAAAUGGUCAGCUGUCACUACAUUUACACUUUUGUACGUCACAACCCCUUUCUUUCAUCCCUCCCUGGGUAGCCAGGGCAGAUCAGGAGGCAGUGUCUUUUUGGGGACCAGGGGGAACACCACACUCAGCAUUUCUAGCCUAAAUUUGGGGGUGGGAGGGUGGGCAUACCUGUUUUCUUAAGGACCUCAGACACUCAAGCAUUUAAGUGACCACCCAAAAUCUCAGGCUGUGAAAGGGGCUUCAAGACCAGCCAGUCCAAUAUGAUACUUGUAGGCAGAAACUGAGGCUUUCCAUGACUUGCCUACAAUUUCACAACUAGUUUGAGGAACUGGACUCCUACUCUGGUACCCUCUUUCUUUUACAUCAUUUUGCUUCCUUUAUAAUGUCUGAAAGAAUAGAAUUCACACCAGAAUUGAAUAUGUGUCAAAGUAUAGAAUCUUGCACAGCAAACAGAUUCCUGACUUACAAAUAGAAAUCUCAGUCACAAGGGUCUUGGGCAGCCAACUGGUGUGGUUCUGAUCAAACAGGAAGAGCCCAGACUUCUUGCCUCACUUUUAGAGUAUUAACUCCCUGGCUGCCGAUAAGCAAAGAGGCAGACACUUGCAGAACCACAUUAUGAGACUUCUCUGUCUGACGAUGGUGUGACUAAAUACCUCACAGGCAACCUCACCUCACAAGUUUAGACCUAUCACUAUACCUAUUCAACACAGGGAAGCAGGUAGCAUCAUGAAACUUAAAAGGGAUGCAUUCACUGUAAUGGCACAAAUAAAGGCAGGACUAUCCAUUCUUUCGUCUGCCAGAUUUGCGGCCUCCUUUGCUUCAUGUUUUUCACAACAUCUGGAUGAAGGGAUCAGAAAUGACUGUGUCGUGGUGCUUAUUCCCUAGAAAUUCCUGAUGGCAAACUCCCUACUUCUCCCCACAGAGCAAGAACCUGUCACAGCUCAGAGACAAAGGGGUCCGGGUUUUUAGCCCUGGUGGCUUGUGUGGGGAGGACUACCCCUCAUGACUGUCCUGACUGGAAGAAACAACUUUGCCCUUCUCUCUCCAAGGAGAGCUCUUCUGUAGGCCCACACCUUUCUCGAAUCAUUACUCAUUCCUUUAGUCUUCCUCCAAGCUCCAGAGCCAUUGGUACAAAUGCUUUAUUGAUAUAAACACGUAAAACAUAGGUCAGUACAGACAUCAGCCCCGGGAUCCUACGGUUCCUUUGCUGGUUGAGGCAGCCCAGUGGGUGAGUGAAUGGCUACAGUACACCCAGCCUAGUCAAGCCAACCCACUCACUCAGAUUUGAUGCUGAGGUUCUUUUGGAUUUCUACAAUCAUUAAACAUGUGUCUGAGUGG